AUGACGAACGUCUCUCACUCUCACACUACGACCGAGACCGAGCCGUACGUACCCUCGGAUGCUGAAGACAUGCUAGACGUUGCAAUCUCAGAGUUGGACCCGCGCCUCGCCCAGCAAGAGUUGGACCCUCGCCUCGCCUCGUCACAGACUACACCUAGGACAGCAGCCCGCUAUCGUCAGGUUCACCUUAGCUUCGCAAGUCCGCCACCAGAUUCGCGAAAGCGCGCACGAAGCGUACCGCCUCCACCCACUGCUGAGGAGCUGGAGGCGCAGGACAAGGCUAUUGCCGAAGAUGCAGAAGUACCCCCGAACACCGAGAUCCCAGCUGCUGAGAAGGGUAUGGCACGUCGCUUCAGCACGUCGUGGAAGCAGACGUACUCGUGGCUGAGCCUGAAGUACAACAAAGAAGAGCGGCUGUAUGGUAUGAAGUGUUCCGUGUGCUGUAAGUUCGCUCCUAACACCAAGUCUCCCUUUGGCGGUGCUGGCGUCGGUGCAAGGGAUUUUCAGAAGUCGGCGUGCCGCAACCAUGACCAGUCCAAGGUGCACCUCGCGGCCAUGGAAGCAGAACGACUCGCGGCCGGCACGGAGGUGAGGCAGCGCAGCCUCUUGAACAUGCUCAGCGGCGAUCCAGUCAUGGCGAGGGUCGUCAAAUGCAUGCAAGCAGCUCAGUGGAUUGCGCAGAACGAUGCACCGAUCGCUCUCUACCCCAUGCUGGUGCGGUUCAUGGCGGAGCAAGGAUGCCACGACAUGAUGAACAGCGAAUCCUACGGGCGUUAUUACUCGCGGUAA
This is a messenger RNA of Closterium sp. Yama58-4, 789 nucleotides long. The record is from the annotation of a GenBank genome assembly. Lineage: Eukaryota; Viridiplantae; Streptophyta; Zygnematophyceae; Desmidiales; Closteriaceae.